AUGAUCUCACGAAACGUGCAAAGAGUUUUUGUUUUAUUGUCAUGUACCUUUUUGGGUUUAAUUUGUGGAACACUUUAUCUUUAUUCAUCAUACAGUCCCCAACUAGCAAAUCAAUUGCACUACAGUGCAUCUGACUCGUCAAUAAUAGCCCUUUGCGGAACUAUAGGUGUGGCAAUAGCUGGACCAAUAUCUGGGGCCGUUGUGGAUAGAAAGGGGUAUACCGUGUCACUACUAAUAGGUGGUAUUUUGAUUAUAUCGUCGUAUAUUGGAUUGAAACGACAAUUUGACUAUGCUUGGAGCAAUGUGCAAUUUUCCAGCUUCACUAUCUUCUUGGUUGGGGUAGGAUCAACGUUCAUUAACUCUGCAUGUUUGAAAUGUUGUGCUGUGAGUUUUCCCAGUAUUAGAGGUGUCGCUACAAGUUUACCACUAGCAUUAUAUGGAUUAAGUGCUCUAUUUUAUUCAGUUAUAGCAUCUGUGUUUUAUCCUGGUGAUACAUCCAAUUUUUUGGGGUUUUUGGUAAUGUCAAUUAUUUUCAUCUAUUUGAUUUGUUUCCCCAGUGUCUAUAUUGCUGAUUGUGAACACAAACUAAAAAGUGCUUCAACCUUCCACAAACCUUCAGUUACUGUCAAUUCCACACAUCACCAUCCAUCAAACACAGAUUCACAAUCCAUUUCUUCCUUAUUUACGGAUGUUAAAUUUUGGCUUCUUUUUCUUAUAACUGGAACUUUGGCUGCCAUGGGUCAAAUGUACAUCUACUCUGUGGGAUAUAUGGUCAAAGCAUUGGUCACUAAAGCAUUACCUGCUGAAAUGAAUGUCAAUAUAAUAAUCCAACAAGAUCAACAGUUUCAAGUGGGACUUAUUUCUAUAGCUAAUUUCAUUGGAAGAAUAGUUUCAGGUAUUUCAGGCGAUAUUAUAACUCAAUCAUUUCAUAAACCAAGAGAGUCUUUACUAUUUAUACCUGCUAUUGGUAUGGGUAUAUGCCAGUUAUUAGCCUUCAAUAUUGAGAGCUACACGGAACUACCUUCCAACUCAUUUCUAAUCGGAUUCUUUUAUGGAUUUACAUUUUGUAUCCUGCCAAUUAUUGUGGGUGAUGCCUUUGGUAUGGAGAAUUUUUCAUUCAAUUGGGGGAUUGUGAGUAUGAGUCCAAUCGUUCCUAGCUUUUAUUUCACAAAGUUAUUUGGUCAGAUAUAUGAUUCAAAUUCCGUAACUAUUCAAGAUUUAAAUGAUGCAAAUUCAAACACCUUUGUUUGCACUUUAGGAAAGUUAUGCUACAAUUCUAUUUUCAAAUUAACGUUGGCGUUAAGUAUUUCUGCAAUCAUUGCUGUCGUUGUGCUAAAUUUCCGAGAGUUUAUUUCUAAAAGAAGAAAGAUAACGUCAUUACCACUUGCAUCCCCCACACAAGGAAUAGUUAACGAAAAAGUCAAUUAA
This is a messenger RNA of Candida albicans SC5314, 1428 nucleotides long. RefSeq lists its product as uncharacterized. Lineage: Eukaryota; Fungi; Ascomycota; Pichiomycetes; Serinales; Debaryomycetaceae. Gene Ontology annotation, molecular function: transmembrane transporter activity. Gene Ontology annotation, cellular component: membrane. Gene Ontology annotation, biological process: transmembrane transport. The coding region runs from base 1 to 1428 and encodes 475 amino acids. The transcript has a single exon. The record is from RefSeq and is a predicted model, not a curated record.